Molecule: messenger RNA, 1639 nt
Organism: Hypoxylon fragiforme
Lineage: Eukaryota; Fungi; Ascomycota; Sordariomycetes; Xylariales; Hypoxylaceae
Exons: 2
Coding region: 671-1336 (221 amino acids)
Source: RefSeq, a predicted model, not a curated record
AUUCCAUUUCAGGGGUAAUAGUCGCUAUGGUGGAAAGAGUACACAAUGUAGGGAAAAACCAAAUCGUAGGAUAUGAUAAUGUGAGAAAUGUAUAUAAAAUUUGACAUUUGAUAUGGUGGCUUUUAAGAAGAUUGGUUGAUACUCUGGAUGAAGUCGUAACAAAGAUCCGGAUCCUCUCUGAGUGAACCCGCUCCGGAGAGCUUCCAUAUCAUGGACAUUAGCAACUGUUUCGUGGGAGUAGAUAAAUUACUCUUUCCACAAUAUAUCAGAUCUAACUUCUUAGAUUAAAUCAACUAAUUGUUCCAUACGGAGACCACCGUCAUAGAAGCACUUAGUAGGUGCUAUUCUAACCCAUCGCAGUGAAAUCGAGCCGAUAUGACUGACAAGCCACGCUCACUAAAUAGGUAUCGAUAAAUCUUACUAGUCAAUAAUUAGCUCAAUCGUAGAAUGAUUGGACAUGAUAUGGUCAACCGUCGAUGUUUUGUUUAUUGUUUUCCGAUGACGUUGUGAUGUAGAGUUAUUUGCAUCAUCAUUAUAUGGCCCUUUAUCUAGGUACUAGCUGUUACUUAUUAGUUGAAGGAACCCUUAAAUAAUCCUAUUCCUGGAACAUAUGAAAGAUCCAAGCCUUAAAUUGAAUAUGAGACCGUGAAAUUACACGCGCUUUCAUAGAAUGUUGCGAUAUCCGACAGCACCCCGUUCGCGCCUCUUUACUAUUGCACGAGGCCUGCGCCAGGUACCACAUCUACGUGGGUUUUCUGUUGCACCAGCACGACACGGCCCUCUUUUAAAUGCAAUCAAAUACGAUCAUCGCGAAUUUGAGGCCUUCCUUCCUCAUAUCGUUGACCACAAGACUUCGGACGAGCGGACCAGGUAUGGAAACCUCUUUGUGUGGGAGCUAGCGCGCUACUCAGUAGCUGAGGAGAUGGUUGUAUGCCCGGCAAUGGAAGAGAACUUAGAAGAUGGAUAUGAUGUCGCUAAAAAACAUCGUCAUCAAAUUCGAACUAUGAGAAAACAACUUUAUCAACUACAAGGCUUGGAGGCGGAAGACCCAGACUAUGAACCAACGUUCCGCGACUUAUACUCAAACCUUCAACGUCACGUUAAGAAGGAAGGGGAGCAUGACAUACCGCGGCUAGAGGCCAGUCUUGAUCACAACUCACUCUUACAGCUGAGUAAGUCGUUUGAUCGCACCAAGUUCCUAGCACCUACCCGGAGCCAUCAAUCAUCGGACGGGGCGUCGCCGUUUGAAAAGGUCGUUAUGCUAGUAUCGGCUCCGAUUGAUAAGUUUGUGGAUAUUUUCCGAAAGUUUCCUAAAGUUGACGGCCCGCUACAGUAAUUGAUUAAGGGCUUAGCAUGUCUUGAAGGUGUCGGGGUGAAAAGUGAUGAUCCUAAAAGCACCCACGGUGCACAGCACAACAAGGCCAAGGUGUAUGCAUGCGAACAAGAUAUAAUUUUGAAACUUGAAGCCUUGAACGCUAGUAGUUCUCACCUGGGUACUGACUGUGAAGUGAUAGCAAAUACCUAUAUGUAGUAGAGUGAGGUCUCAUUUUGAGCAAAUUUCUGGAGUUUCCUUCAUAAAUCUCUCUAGGUUAUGUAGGUUGAUCUCGAAUAAUUAUCUGGAUUAGUAAGAAGAUGAAGG